AUGAGCUAUUUAUCUACUAUAAGACCAAUUGAAAUAAAUGAACAAAAUAUUGAUCUAGAACAGGAGGAUUUCUAUCAAAUAUAACUGAGAAUUUUAUAAAAUGAUAAGAAUUAACAAUUAAACAAAAAGCUUAAGUUCAAUCAAACUACUCAGUCCUAUGGUAUUGCUUGCAUUUGUGAUUACUUAGUCAUCAGGGUAUAAAAUAUUUAGGAAAAUGGUAUACUCUAUUAUUAUCUAGGAUUUUCUAAUAUCAAGGUAAAAAUGAUCUCAAAUUCAUAAGCCAACGAGUAACUCCAUUUAUAAGCUUUGAUUUGGCAUAUAAAUUAAGCUUAAGAAAGAAUUUUGAUAACCUUUAAUACCACAUCAGAAUACGAAAAAAUAUGUCUAAACUUUAAAAAGCAUUCGAUAAUAUAUGGUAUUGAUAUCAAUAGACAAUAUAAAUUUAAGCAAUAUCUUGGAAGCGGAAACUAGGCUGAGGUUUCCUUAUAUAAGGAUCUCAUUACCAAGAAGCUAUAUGCGAUAAAAUCAUAUUUAAACAUCAACAGUGAAUGCAAAAGAGUUAUGAUGAGGGAAAUAAACAUUUUAAGACAGUUGAAAACUUGCCCUGGAGUAAUAAAAUUAAAAAGAGUGUACUAAUAUAAAUCAGACUUUCACCUUGUUUUUGAAUAUGCUAAAUACGGAUCUCUUUAAGAAUAUGCAUUAUAGAACUCACCUCUUAAUGAGAAAGAUUGCAUUAAGAUCUUAAAAUAGCUCCUUGAAAUAUUAAACUUCAUGCAUCAGAAAGGAAUUAUUCACAGAGAUUUGAAAGCUGAUAAUAUUUUAAUCAAAGAUCAAAGUAAGAUGCUUAUCUGCAUUAGUGAUUUUGGCAUAGCAAUAAAUGAAAAGGAUUUUAUCAAUAGUAAAAUAAAAUGUGGGACUCCUGGAUAUGUUGAUCCUUCAGUAUUAAAGGGAGAAAGAUUCUCAACGAAGAGUGACUUAUUUAGUUUAGCAUGCACCUUUUAUAACUUACUUACGAAAGAACAUAUUUUUCCAGGCAAUACAGUUGAACAAGUUCUAUUUAAUAACACUAACUUGGAUCCUCAAUAACGCUUGCUUCGAUAAAAUUUGAAUUUAAGCAGAGGAUUCUUAGAAAUUAUGAACAUGAUGUUUGAGAGAGACUAAAAUAAAAGAGUUACAGCUGCUUAGUGCUUAAAGGUGAGUAAAAUCCUUCACUUGUUCUGA
This is a messenger RNA of Stylonychia lemnae, 1221 nucleotides long. The record is from the annotation of a GenBank genome assembly. Lineage: Eukaryota; Ciliophora; Spirotrichea; Sporadotrichida; Oxytrichidae.